GUCACUUAAAAUGAAGUUCAAAAAUACCAUAUCCAUCAUAGCACUCUUGUUAUUCACAAGCUCCGCUGCUCCUCAUGAUAAGAGACCUACUUUUACCGGAGCUACGCUGUACGCUUAUGGCCAAGAUAUUUCAGGCUUGCCUGUACUCUUUGGCGACGCUGAUGCUGUUGUCAACAGCACUAUGGGUGGAGCAUUGUAUUUUGUCAAUGAAGAAUUGUCAAAUGUGGCAGCCGGUUCUGUGGAACCCAACAAUACUUUCCCUAAGAAUGCCAAAACUAUCAGUUUCUCCCUGUAUGGAGGACAUGUCAUUUACGUAGAUGAUAAUGGCAACUUCCUGUCUCCGUUCUGGGCAACGAUUACUUCGAAUGGCUUCUGGCAACUGACAUGAAAAUUAGACGGAGCUAGCCGAGACAGGAGUGUGUCAAUAAAUAUUAAAAGAUAAUUUUUCGGUUUCA
Molecule: messenger RNA, 455 nt
Organism: Botrytis cinerea B05.10
Lineage: Eukaryota; Fungi; Ascomycota; Leotiomycetes; Helotiales; Sclerotiniaceae
Exons: 2
Coding region: 11-388 (125 amino acids)
Source: RefSeq, a predicted model, not a curated record